CUUUAGCCCGCUACAACAAAUCUCAAGAGUUGGGUUUUUUUGUCAAUUGCUUCGUUUUGGGCGAAGAUUUACUAAUACAAAGCUUGAUAAAAGUGGUAAUAAGAGUCUGUAUCGAUAGAAUUGAAUUUCCGCUUGAUUUUUUGCGUGACCACUGUUUGCAGUGAAAAUAUCUUGGAGCUUAUUUCAAGACUGCAGGAAAUAGGAGCAUUUUCGAUUAUUGCAUAUAAUUACUUAGACGUACAGCAAAAGACCGUGUCCUCAUUCAUUUGACACUCUUGAAUUCAAGGCUUGUUAAUAGCUUGCAGACAAGAAGGAAAUCUGCUGUUUUUAGUUUGGUUAAGGAUCUUUGGAGGUUUUGGGUACCUUUUCUUUAUUCUUUUUUUUAAUUUUUCUUUUUUAAAGACAUUUCAUUAAUUGUUUCCUAACUCAGAAGUCUUAAUUAUGUCUGCAUUAUUAACCUUGAAAAAGCGUCUUAGCGCUUGCCGUCGGCCUUCUCAGUUUCGAUUGGAAACUAGUUUAAAUCCAAUGGAUACUUUUUACUUGUUGAAAAAUACAAAGUGGUCGUGGAUUCACCUUCAGUAUCUUCUUCUCUUAGGUGUUCUCGCCUUCUGUUUUGCCGUUGUCCAAUUUCCAGGAUUUUGGGGAAAAAUAGGUUUUACAAUUUUGUUAGGUACCGCUUUGACUGUUCCUUUAACCCGUCAACUCUUUUUCCCUGCUAUUGUCAUUAUUACUUGGGCCAUAUUGUUUUAUUCUUGUCGGUUUGUUCCUGAGGGCUGGCGACCUCCUAUCUGGGUCCGUGUCCUUCCAACGCUUGAAAACAUUCUUUACGGGUCCAACCUCUCAGAUAUUUUAUCUAAAAGCACACAUAGCAUUUUAGACGUCCUUGCUUGGCUUCCUUAUGGUGUCGUUCAUUACUCAGCUCCCAUCAUUAUUUCGUUUAUUCUUUUCAUUUUUGCUCCACCAGGAACUCUUCCCGUAUGGGCUCGUACUUUUGGUUACAUGAAUUUGACCGGUGUUUUCAUCCAAAUGGUAUUUCCUUGCUCUCCUCCUUGGUAUGAGGACAUGUAUGGACUUACACCUGCUACGUAUUCAAUUCGCGGUUCCCCUGGUGGCCUUGCCAGAAUUGAUGCGUUAUUUGGUACAUCGACCUAUACGACUGGGUUCAACAAUUCACCUAUUGUUUUUGGUGCUUUUCCUUCCUUACAUGCUGGAUGGGCUAUGCUCGAAGCUUUGUUCCUUUCUCAUGUUUUUCCUGCGUAUCGCUUUCCUUUCUACUUUUACGUAUGUUGGCUCUGUUGGUGUACAAUGUACCUGAAUCACCAUUAUUUUGUUGAUUUAGUGGGUGGCAUGUGCUUGGCAUUCACCUGCUUUGUUAUAGCUCAAAAAUUGCGUUUACCUCAGGUGCAAACUGGCAAAAUUUUGCGUUGGGAGUAUGAAUUUGUUAUUCACGGUCAUGGCCUAUCUGAGAAGUCCAACUCCAAUAUGGUUAAUACUGGAAGUCCCUAUCUUCUUGGAAGAGAUUCAUUCGAACAAAAUCCUAGUGCUGUUGCAUUUUUGAAUGGAUUGAACAAUUUAGAACUUGCUGAUGUCGACCAUGAUUGGUCAAUUGAUUCUUCCUCAUCUUCAAGAUUGCCUAGCCCAGCCAACGCUUCCAUAGGUAAAGGUUCCAACGUAUCAUCUUCGAUUUUUGAUGCUAGUCACAUACCUUAACGGAAGCUAUCACCAUUUUCAUACCUGUACAGUAACUUCGUCUUCACGCUACUAGGUCUAUUUCGAUGCUCAUGGAAGACGAAGUUGUACAUUAAUAUUUCUCAAUCUGUGAAUGGUGUGAAGGUUUGUGCUGGACUUUAUCUGCACAAAGUUGACAUGUCUUUCUUUUUCGUUCAUCGCUAUAAUUUUAUCUUUAAUAUGGAUGAUUUGAAAAGGUUUUAUUUUCGACAGCUUAAUCUUUCGUUAGAUCAUUAUUCUUUGUACUACUAUUGGUUGAUUCAACUAUUUAUUAACUACUGAUUAAUUUUGUUACAUACCAUUCCAUUGAAGAUAAUAAUCCUAAAUAUGUUGGUCUUUUGACGCGAAAAAUACAAAUAAAUUUGCAUCGUUGUUACUACAUAAAACUAGCAUAUUAAGGAUAGGAAAUUGCUUUAAGACGUGGGUCAAGUUAAUUUAUUGUCCGAGCUAGUCUUACUUAAUUUUUAAAUUUAGCACACUUAAAUAACACUACCUGACAUUUUUAAUAACUUGAAAUACUUGUCUGUUGGCGGUAUACUUUCGUAUAAUUCACUUAUUUACCAAAAGGAA
Messenger RNA from Schizosaccharomyces octosporus yFS286, 2298 nucleotides. RefSeq names its product inositol phosphorylceramide synthase Aur1. The record is from RefSeq and is a predicted model, not a curated record. Bases 442 to 1710 code for a protein of 422 amino acids. The transcript has a single exon. Gene Ontology annotation, molecular function: inositol phosphoceramide synthase activity. NCBI's taxonomy places the organism in Eukaryota, Fungi, Ascomycota, Schizosaccharomycetes, Schizosaccharomycetales, Schizosaccharomycetaceae. Gene Ontology annotation, cellular component: inositol phosphoceramide synthase complex. Gene Ontology annotation, biological process: sphingolipid biosynthetic process; inositol phosphoceramide metabolic process.